Messenger RNA from Spirodela intermedia, 528 nucleotides. The record is from the annotation of a GenBank genome assembly. NCBI's taxonomy places the organism in Eukaryota, Viridiplantae, Streptophyta, Magnoliopsida, Alismatales, Araceae.
AUGUCGUCGUCGGGAGGGUGGAAGCCCCGAUCACGCCACCCGGCGGUCGUCCACCUGGGCUGCGGCUGCCGAAGGAGAAAGCUCCCCUUCCUCUUCUCCUCUCCGCUGAGGAAGGUCAAACCCUCCUCCUCAGCUGCCACCACGACCGCCGCCGCAACGGCCACCUCGCCAUCUUCCUCGAAGAGUGUGCCCAGCGGAGCCGGCAGCGCCGGUAAUGGCGCAGGCAGCGUGGCGGUGGUGGUGGAGUCGGCCGACCCUUACCAUGACUUCCGGAGGUCGAUGAUCCAGAUGAUCGUGGAGAACGAGAUCUACGAGCGGGAUGGCCAGGAAGAGCUCCUCCGCCGCUUCCUCUCCCUCAACUCCGCCAGCCAACACGACGUCAUCUUCCGGGCCUUCGUCGGAAUCUGCGACGGCGCCUUUUCCUCCUCCACGGCGGCGCCACCUCCCGUCGCCGCCUCCUCGUCCACUGUUGCCCCCGCCUGCUUCCGCGGCAGCUGCGGUGGAGGGUACGGUUUGGGGUUCCCUUAA